This is a messenger RNA of Beta vulgaris subsp. vulgaris (sugar beet), 2288 nucleotides long. Its product is annotated as laccase-17-like. The record is from RefSeq and is a predicted model, not a curated record. Gene Ontology annotation, molecular function: hydroquinone:oxygen oxidoreductase activity; copper ion binding. Gene Ontology annotation, cellular component: apoplast. The transcript has 6 exons. Lineage: Eukaryota; Viridiplantae; Streptophyta; Magnoliopsida; Caryophyllales; Amaranthaceae. Gene Ontology annotation, biological process: lignin catabolic process. The coding region runs from base 37 to 1794 and encodes 585 amino acids.
AAUUCUUUCCCUAGAAAAUAUAAUAUAAGAAGCUAGAUGGGGUUCAAUUACUAUUAUCAAUCACAAAUUUUCAUAUACUCUAUGCUAUUCCUACUAAUUUGUUCUUCAACAAUUGGCCCUCAACUUGUUUCAGCUAAGCAUUUAAGCAUAACUAGGCGUUACAAGUUUGAGAUCAAGAUGAAAAAUGUAACAAGGUUAUGCCAAACGAAGAGCAUCGUAACAGUAAAUGGACAAUUUCCAGGGCCUAGAAUUAUUGCAAGGGAAGGUGACAGACUUGAAAUUAAGGUGGUUAAUCAUGUCAAAAACAACGUUACUAUUCAUUGGCAUGGCAUUAGACAGCUUAGAAGUGGAUGGGCUGAUGGACCUGCGUACGUGACACAAUGCCCAAUUCAAACUGGACAAAGCUAUGUUUACAAUUUCACAGUCAAAGGACAAAGAGGGACCUUAUUUUGGCAUGCUCAUAUCUCAUGGCUUAGGGCCACUCUUUAUGGCCCUAUUGUCAUUUUACCAAAGCGUGGCGUUCCAUACCCAUUUCCUCACCCCUUCAAGGAAGUUCCAAUUAUAUUUGGGGAAUGGUGGAAAGCAGACACAGAGACAGUGAUCAACCAAGCAAUGAAAACAGGAUCAGCCCCUAAUCUUUCUGAUGCCUUCACUAUCAACGGCUUUCCUGGACCCUUAUACAAUUGCUCAGCAAAAGAUUCAUUCAAGCUUAAGGUGAAGCCAGGCAAGACAUACCUUCUUCGUCUCAUCAAUGCUGCACUCAAUGACGAGCUUUUUUUCAGCAUUGCAAACCACACACUCACAAUCGUCGAAGCGGAUGCAAUCUACACAAAGCCAAUCAAAACUAACACCAUCCUCAUAACCCCUGGACAAACUACUAAUGUUCUUCUUAAAGCCAAGAAACACCAUCCUCAUGCAUCGUUCCUCAUGGCAGCCCGGCCUUAUGCUACUGGACCAGCAACUUUCGACAAUACAACUACUGCAGCUGUUCUCGAGUAUGCUUAUGAUAAUCCUUCUCAAAACUCCAACAUCACUAAAAUCCCUCUAAUUAAACCUAAACUACCAUUCUUCAAUGACACUUCAUUUGCAGCAAAGUUUACAAGCAAACUAAAAAGUCUUGCAAACACUAGAUUCCCAGCAAAUGUACCCAAAAAAAUUGACAGACAUUUCUUCUUUACUGUUGGACUAGGACUACUACAAUGCUCAAAGAAUCAAAACUGUUCUGGACCAAACAACACCAUGGUAGGAGCAGCUAUUAAUAAUGUCUCGUUCAUACUACCAAAUAUUGCUUUGCUUCAGGCACAUUUCUUUAGACAAUCAAAUGGUGUUUUCGCCACAAACUUCCCAACAAAACCACCUUUUAAAUUUAAUUACACUGGUAAUCCUCCAAGCAAUAUCAUACUUAGUAAAGGAACUAAAGUUGUGGUUUUACCAUUCAAUGCAAGUGUUGAGGUAGUAUUGCAGGACACUAGUAUUAUUGGGGCUGAAAGUCACCCUCUCCACCUUCAUGGCUUCAACUUUUUCGUCGUGGGUCAAGGAUUUGGUAACUUCGACUCCAAGAAAGAUCCUAGGAAUUUUAAUCUUAUAGAUCCUAUUGAGAGAAAUACGGUUGGUGUACCGUCUGGUGGUUGGAUUGCUAUCAGAUUUCGAGCAGAUAAUCCAGGGGCUUGGUUUAUGCAUUGUCACUUGGAAGUACAUACAAGUUGGGGAUUAAAGAUGGCAUGGAUUGUAAUGGACGGAAAACGGAAGAACCAAAAAUUGCCACCUCCACCAGCUGAUAUCCCAAAAUGUUGAGCAUUAAUACUCUCUUGUUCAUUUGUAUAAAUAUUUCUUUUUUCUUAGUUUUAAUAUGGCGUUUUCUUCUUUUUUUUUUUGGCAAAGGCGUUUUCUUCUUUCAUUUCAUUCUUUCCUCAUUUGGUUGCAUUCUUUUUUUGCCUAAAAGAGCAGCACAAUUAUUACAAUACUUCUAAGAAGAAUUGUAAAUUUCGUAUGAUUUUUGUCUAGAUUUCUACUUUCUAGCAAGAUAAGAUGUAUUUUGUGUAUAAUUCUGUAUUUCUAUCAGCAUUUAAUACAUUCAAGGUUGUGGGUUAAGAUAAUGUCAUCAUGUAAUUUGAAUGCAACGCCUGUACAAGACUACACUUUUUUUUUUUGGUAAAUCAAUCCCUUACUGCCAAAAUGACACUCAAUUUCUUAUUAGCCGACCAAUUUUUAGACAUGAAAACCAAUUUCGACUUUAAUAAGUUUGACAUUAAGGACUAAAAUGAGCUCCAAAAGUAUAACCGGUUGAU